Acanthopagrus latus (yellowfin seabream) is the source of this 2671-nucleotide messenger RNA. Its product is annotated as major histocompatibility complex class I-related gene protein-like. The transcript is spliced from 8 exons. The record is from RefSeq and is a predicted model, not a curated record. NCBI's taxonomy places the organism in Eukaryota, Metazoa, Chordata, Actinopteri, Spariformes, Sparidae. Gene Ontology annotation, biological process: immune response. Gene Ontology annotation, cellular component: external side of plasma membrane. The coding region runs from base 117 to 1205 and encodes 362 amino acids.
CUCUCCUCAUUUCACCGCUGGAAGUGGGAGAAGCAGGACCAAACUGAGUGUGUCUGUGAUUAAAGAAUCACAUUAGUCUAUCAAAUUUGAGGAAAACUUCAGAAAGACACUUCACCAUGAAGAUCUUGGUUCUUCUGGCUCUCCUGGGAGCAGCUCUACAUGACGCGGCGGCAGUGACUCACUCUCUGAAGUAUUUCUACACUGCAUCUUCUGGAGUCCCAAACUUCCCAGAGUUUGUGGUUGUUGGGUUGGUAAAUGAGGUUGAGAUGGUUCACUAUGACAGUAACACCAAGAAGACAGAACCCAAACAGGACUGGGUGAACAAGGCAGCAGAUCCUCAGUACUGGGAGAGGAACACUGGGAACUUUAUGGGCGCCCAGCAGACCUUCAGAGCCAACAUUGACAUUUUGAAGCCACGCUUCAACCAAACUGGAGGUGUCCAUGUUGUCCAGAACAUGUACGGCUGUGAGUGGGAUGAUGAGACUGAUCAGGUCACUGGCUAUGAUCAGUAUGGUUAUGAUGGAGAAGACUUUGUAGCCUUUGACCUGAAGACGCUGACAUGGAUCGCUCCAAAACAGCAGGCUGUCAUCACCAAACACAAGUGGGAUAAUGACAAGGCUUGGAUAGCGCAGGACAAGAACUACCUCACCCAGAUUUGUCCUGAGUGGGUGAAGAAGUAUGUGGGCUAUGGGAGGAGCGUUCUGCUGAGAACAGAGCUUCCCUCAGUGUCUCUCCUCCAGAAGACUCCCUCCUCUCCAGUCAGCUGCCUCGCUACAGGUUUCUACCCUCACAGAGCCUCACUCGUCUGGAGGAAAGAUGGAGAGGAGCUUCAUGAGGAGGUGGACCACGGAGAGAUCCUCCCCAACCACGAUGGAACCUUCCAGAUGAGUGUUGACCUGAAACUUUCAUCAGUCACACCUGAAGACUGGACCAGGUACGACUGUGUGUUUCAGCUCUCUGGUGUGAACGAGGACAUCAUCACCAGACUGGACAAAGCAGUGAUCAGAACCAACGAAGGUAAGACUGGAAUCAGAAAUGUUGACGAGAAGCUCAACCUGAUUGCCAUCAUCGUCGCUGCCGUGGCUGUUCUCGCUCUCGUCAUCGCUGGAAUUGGAUUCUUCCUUUAUAAGAAGAAGAGCGCCAAACGCCCUCCAUCUCCUGUGAUCAACCCUGAGGUGAUGGAGGAACUGAACCCAAAAGCCUAAACGACAAACACACCAACCUGAACACAGUUUAUGAAUAAAUUCUGCACUGGAACAAGAAGCGAUGUCACCACAUUCCUCUGCAUAAACUGGGAGUUCAUUGGAUUUUCAUAAAAAUAUAAACUGAAUCAGGGUUGGAAAUCUAUCAGUAGAUGCUUAUUGAUUGGAAUACAAAGAAAACAAAAAAACAAAAAUCAGUUGUCAAGUGUUUUUAAAAAAAAUACAAUUACUAUAAAUGGUGACAUUCAAUCAUUUUGAUCAUUUGGUCUCAAAUAAAAAGUGGAAUUUUGUUUGAAAAGACUCCAAUGUUGGCAAAUCAAAUGAGAAUAUCUAUAUCUAUCUAUCUAUCUAUCUAUAUCUAUAUAUAUAUAUAUAUAGAUAUAGAUAUAGAUAUAUAUAUAAAAAAGUGAAAGAUAAAUCAUCACUGCUCUCUACAUGCAUACAUAAUCAUUUGAAGAUUUUUUUUUUGUCUAAAACAAAAACAUAUUUACAGUUUAAUAGCUCUGGUGUUGGGGUUUUCUGGGAAAAUCAUUAUUGGUAAUAGAAAUUUAAAUGUAAAUAUUGGCACACAUCCCAGUACGUGCAUUCACAUCUUCAUAUAUAUUAAACUACUUGGGCCUGGCAACACAAUAUAUACCUUGAGAUAACAGAUAUUUGUCAACCAGGAGAGUUGUCUGUACUAUUUAUACUCUCUGGUUGUAUCAGAUCACUGGAGACAAAAGUACAAAUCAAUCAGCAACAUCCAAAAACAUGCUACAAAAAUGGACAUCCUAAAUUAACCUGCAGGUUUAAAUGGUUGUUUAUCUGUUUUACUCCUGGUGACUCCAGUUCACUGUGAGGAUCAGCAGGAUGCUUUGGAAGGGAAAAGUAACAUGUUUUUUUAUCACUAUGGUGAAUUAUCUCAAUGUUUAUUUAAUUUGACCUGGUUAAGACAACAUGUCUAAAUGGUUUCCUGUUUUAAUUUCCAGAAAAUGCACAUUAUGAUAUAAACAACAGCAUGAAAAUGCAUAAACAAUGACAGGUUGUAUCAGUGUUACCAGCCCAAAUAUAUUUUCCAUCUGUGUAAAUAUGUUGCCUGUAUAUUUCUUUAUGAGUGAAUUUGAAGACUUUAUUUUGAUUCAGACCAGGUUCGUGGGGCCAGGGUGAUUAAUUUAUGUCUGAGGGUUUUUUUUCUUUAUUAAAUAAAAGUAUGUUGUUUUUGUUUCUUAAAAUCUCUUUUAAUCUUUUUUGAAUUAUAUAAUUGAUUUUUUUUCUGAUUUUCUAAAAGGGUUGUGGGCUUUCUUAAAGCUUCCCAGCACAAUGAUAGAGAAAUACUUUUGCUUGUUUUAGUUUGUUAACACGUUGAACAGUGAAGCUCAAAAUUGUUUCCUGUGUUUGGUUAAGUAGAUGAAUGUCAAAUGAAGUUUUUCUGCUGUUUCAUUCUUUUGCACUGUAUUUUAGAUUUUCAAUAAAGUCACAAAUUUUCCAAA